GAGCAAGAGAGGAAGCACAGAUGAGAACAGCGUCACAGACAGCAAGCAAGGGGAGAGGAGGUGAGUUCAUAUGGAGGAGGAGUUUGACAGAGAGGCAGGGAGCCUGUGAUAGACCGUGAGAAAGAACAGGAGAGAGAUAGAGGCUGUGAGUGAGGGAGGAAGAUGCUGUUGCCAGGGAACGAGGCUGAAAUAGCUGGAACUAUCUUUUACAGUUUGGAAGAGGAAAAAGAGGCAGUUAAAGAUGGAUACAAAAUGGAGUAAAUUGGAAGAAAACAGGUGGUCCUGAUCACGGACAGCAUCACAGAAUCGAAGGAAAAGUGAGCAGAGGCCCUCAAAACCUGCAGGAAAAUGGGUACAGCAGAAGUCACUUUACGCAUGGACAGCAUGGACGUCAAGGACGAGUGGCAGGAUGAAGACUUCCCCAGGCCACUGCCAGAGGAUGGAGAUGUCAACUCAUGUGGCUUAACUGACACCAGAAGCAAUCCUCCCACCAGUCUGAAUGUGGGAGAGUCAAUCAACAAUAGAAUGCGUCGCACACUGGUAGCCCCCGAGAUGAACCUGUCCCUGGAUCAGAGCGAGGGCUCUGUUCUCUCUGACGACUUCCUGGAAACGCCUGAUGACCUGGACAUCAAUGUUGAUGACAUUGAGACUCCAGAUGAGACCGACUCACUUGAGUUCCUGAACAACGGCAAUGAGCUUGAGUGGGAAGAUGACACUCCUGUGGCCACAGCCAAACGUCUUCCAGGUGAAGGUGAAGAUGAGAGAGACUCCUCUGGUCGUCUGUGGCGAACAGUGAUAAUCGGCGAUCAGGAGCAAAGGAUUGACAUGCAGACCAUUAGACCGUACCUGCGAGUGGUCACCCAUGGAGGUUAUUAUGGUGAGGGUCUGAAUGCCAUCAUUGUGUUUGCGGCCUGCUACCUCCCUGACAGCAGCUGUGAUGACUACACAUACAUCAUGGAGAAUCUCUUCCUGUAUGUUGUUAGCAGCCUGGAACUGCUGGUGGCUGAAGAUUAUAUGAUUGUUUACCUGAAUGGAGCAACUCCUCGCAGGAAGAUGCCGGGAAUAAGUUGGCUAAAGAGAUGCUACCAGAUGAUUGACAGAAAACUGAGGAAAAACCUCAAGUCUCUGAUCAUUGCACAUCCAACAUGGUUUAUCAGAACUGUUCUUGCGAUCUCAAGACCUUUUAUAAGUGUGAAGUUCAUGGAUAAGAUUCGAUAUGUUCACACGCUGGAGGAGCUUAGUCACAUCAUCCCUAUGGAGCAUGUACAGAUUCCUGAAUGUGUUCUGCAGUAUGAUGAUGAGAAGAUAAAAGCACAAAAAUUGAGACAGGAACAAGAGCAACACCAGCAGAACAAGUCAAAUCCUCCUAAAGAAAGGCCAAAGUCAGUGUUAGCAGAUGUUAGCCGUGACAUCUGACAUUAAGAAGACACGCGAUACAGCAAAUUAAAUCCUUGGGGAAGGUCCAUCGGGAGUCUUGGAUGCCAACAUUCCUGAAGAUCGAUUCAUGUCUUAUACUAUAAAGAUCCUCAGCUAACAGCUCUAUUUUCAUUGAAUGUACAAAAUAAUAUAAGGACCUUGCAAAAGUAUUCAUUGACGUUGGGCCUUUUGUUUUUUUGAGUUCUCAUGGUACAGAUCUUAUGAUGUCUUUUGUGAAGAAGGCAAAAAGAACAUGACUUUUGUAUUUCUGUAGAAGCAAAUCCACUAAAAGUGUCCUAUACAUAUCACUUCAGUCGCUUUGUCCCCGGAACCCCAAAAUAAAAUCCAGCGUAAC
This is a messenger RNA of Cyprinodon variegatus (sheepshead minnow), 1771 nucleotides long. It is a transcript of the gene atcayb, whose product is annotated as caytaxin-like. Gene Ontology annotation, biological process: apoptotic process. Gene Ontology annotation, cellular component: cytoplasm. The record is from RefSeq and is a predicted model, not a curated record. Lineage: Eukaryota; Metazoa; Chordata; Actinopteri; Cyprinodontiformes; Cyprinodontidae. The coding region runs from base 349 to 1416 and encodes 355 amino acids. The transcript has 13 exons.